This is a messenger RNA of Musa acuminata subsp. malaccensis (wild Malaysian banana), 1587 nucleotides long. Its product is annotated as protease Do-like 1, chloroplastic. NCBI's taxonomy places the organism in Eukaryota, Viridiplantae, Streptophyta, Magnoliopsida, Zingiberales, Musaceae. Gene Ontology annotation, biological process: proteolysis. The record is from RefSeq and is a predicted model, not a curated record. Gene Ontology annotation, molecular function: protein binding; serine-type endopeptidase activity.
UGCUCGCCCGAAAUAAUUGGUGGUACCGAUCGCAAGUUCGCGAGCAAAGCAAGCAGCUCGUCCGCUUGUCCGGCUAACAAUGGCUGCUGCUGCUGCCGCCGUCGCCUCCUCCUCGUCGCCACUCUCUCUCUUCUCCUGUUUCUCUUCCUCCUCUUCAUCCUCAAAAUCACCAUCUCACUCUCCAAGAUUAAUAAGAGCUUUCGGCCCCAAUUUCUCCACCUCCGUUCCUCCGAGAUUACUCCUAAAGAGAUCUGAUAAGUCGAUUGCAUGCCCCUCCCGAAUCUUUCUCCUCCUCCAGAGAUUAACGCCGAUCGCGGCGACCAGUGGGCUGUUCGAAUCCGUCAUCACCGUCCUCGCUUCCGUCGCCCUUUCCGCGUCGCUCCUCGUCUCCGACGUCGACCCAGCCUCCGCCUUCGUCGUCACCACCCCGAGGAGGCUCCAAUCCGACGAGCUCGCCACCGUGCGGCUCUUCCAGGAGAACACCCCCUCCGUCGUCUACAUCACCAACCUCGCCGCGCGGCAAGAUGCCUUCACGCUGGACGUGCUGGAGGUGCCGCAGGGCUCCGGCUCGGGCUUCGUCUGGGACAAGGACGGCCAUAUCGUGACCAACUACCAUGUCAUCCGCGGGGCAUCCGACCUCAGGGUUACUUUGGCUGAUCAGACCACAUACGAAGCAAGAGUCGUCGGAUUUGACCAAGACAAGGAUGUUGCUGUCUUGCGCAUUGAUGCACCCAAGGAAAAGUUGCGACCCAUACCGGUUGGCAUCUCAUCGGACCUGCUAGUGGGUCAAAAAGUUUAUGCCAUUGGCAAUCCUUUUGGCCUGGAUCACACGCUUACUACCGGUGUUAUCAGUGGACUUCGGAGAGAAAUAAGCUCUGCUGCCACCGGACGUCCUAUACAGGAUGUAAUACAGACUGAUGCAGCUAUAAAUCCUGGUAAUAGUGGUGGUCCACUGCUUGAUAGUUCCGGAAACUUGAUAGGCAUAAACACAGCGAUAUACUCCCCCUCUGGAGCAUCCUCUGGUGUUGGAUUUUCCAUUCCAGUUGAUACAGUCAAUGGUAUCGUUGAUCAGAUUGUAAAAUUUGGAAAAGUUACACGACCUAUAUUAGGAAUCAAAUUUGCACCAGAUCAGUCAGUUGAACAGCUUGGAGUUAGUGGAGUGCUUGUCUUGGAUGCUCCUGCAAAUGGUCCAGCUGGAAAAGCGGGCCUGCAACCAACCAAGCGGGAUGCAUAUGGCCGGCUUAUUUUGGGAGAUAUCAUUACAUCAGUGAAUGGUAAAAAAGUCACAAAUGGCAGUGAUUUGUAUCGAAUCUUGGAUCAAUGCAAAGUUGGUGAUACGGUGACUGUGGAAGUUCUGCGUGGUGAUCACAAAGAGAAAAUCUCUGUAGUGCUUGAGCCAAAGCCUGAUGAGUCAUAAGAAUUAGCAUAAUGGCUACUCAGCAUUUUUACAAAUCCUAAUUGGGACUUUCUGCUCCAUGUUAGUUGUUUGUACUUGUACAUAAUGUGGCGUCAAAGGAGUUUCCGUUGUAUCAUGUACUUAGAUUCAUAUUAAGGAAAGGCUUAUCUGUACAUUAUGACUACUGGCAA